This is a messenger RNA of Paramecium sonneborni, 462 nucleotides long. The record is from the annotation of a GenBank genome assembly. NCBI's taxonomy places the organism in Eukaryota, Ciliophora, Oligohymenophorea, Peniculida, Parameciidae.
AUGCUUUGGAUAAUAUUAUUAUUAACUUAUUACUAAAGAAGAAAAGUUAAUAAUAAUAAAAAAUAGAGUCUUAGAAAAAUCAUAAUAAACCAGUGUUUAUUGGGAAUAUGCCAUUUGAUAUUGAUAUUGAAGAAAUAGAAGUCAGAAAAGUAAUUGAAGAGUAAUCAAGGAUCCUCUAAAGAAAUCUUGGAAAAGGUUUUAGAUAUGUGUGCUUUAUUGAGUAUUUAUUUUAAAAAAGCGCUUUAAGCUUAAACAAUAGAAAUUAAAGGAAGAGAGUUAAGAAUCAAAAGAGCUGCUGAAACAACAAAAAGAGAAGCAUAAGAAUUUAAUAAUGGAAAAAAUACUUUUAAAUGUAUUAUGUUAUUUUUUAGAUCUUAUAAUUUAUUUAAUGGGUUUUUAUAUAAUACACCAUCUAUUUUUAGAUUAUGUUAUAAUUUAUUAGUUUAAAAUAUGAAUUUAUGA